Messenger RNA from Chaetomium fimeti, 4206 nucleotides. Its product is annotated as P-loop containing nucleoside triphosphate hydrolase protein. Bases 1 to 4206 code for a protein of 1401 amino acids. The transcript has 17 exons. The record is from RefSeq and is a predicted model, not a curated record. Gene Ontology annotation, cellular component: membrane. Gene Ontology annotation, molecular function: ATP hydrolysis activity; ABC-type transporter activity; ATP binding. Gene Ontology annotation, biological process: transmembrane transport. NCBI's taxonomy places the organism in Eukaryota, Fungi, Ascomycota, Sordariomycetes, Sordariales, Chaetomiaceae.
AUGGACUGCGUCGCUAUUGACAACACCUGGGGCCCUUCGGCCGGGCCAGCAUGUCGUGGCGGGCUGGACUUCACCCUCACCUUCCAGGAGUCCAUCCUGUCCCUCCUCCCUACCGUGCUGUUGAUCAUCGCCGCAGCACUUCAAGUCGCUUUCCUGUUUGGUCGGCCGCGACAAACCGCCAAUGGAAUUCUCUUUUGGCUGAAGCAGGGCCUGAUUAUCGCCCUGGGUCUCUUAAAACUCGCCGUUUUGAUGUUAUGGGCCCUCCCGGACACCGCAGCACCUAGGACGAAACUGACUCUGGCGGCGGCGGCGCUAAACUUCGUCGCCGUCUUCCCACUGUCCGCCGUUAGCUACUUUGAACAUGUAUUCCGCGUAGCGCCGAGCUUCAUCAUUGAGCUGUAUCUGCUACUGACGGCCCUGUUCGAUAUCGUCCGAGUCCGGACGCUCUGGUUGAUGCCCCCUUCGGCUCACACAUCCCUUGCCGCCGCUGAGUCGGUAGCGUUGGCCGUCAAAUUGGCACUUGUGCUAGCCGAAGCUGCCAGAAAAGACAAACUCGUUUUCCCCGAUGUCAAACAGAAGUAUACCUUCGAGCAGAUGGCUGGCUUCUAUGGUCGAUCCAUGUUCUUUUGGUUGGGUUCGACGCUUUGGAACGGUUUGUUACACCCGGUAUCUCGUCCCCUCGGAUCUUCCAUGCCCGGGAAGUUUCUCAUCCCCGUGUUUCCCCGCAUCAUCAUUGUCGCCCUCACGCUCACCCAACCGAUGCUGCUGGAGCGCAUGCUCACCUUCGUCCAAGGGUCCGGCUACCACGAGCGGGUCGACGUUGGCCACGCGCUGAUUGGCGCUUUUGCUGUUCUGUACAUGCUAAUGGCGCUCUUCAAUGCGUGGUACGCUCACGCGUGCAACAAGCUGUCGCUUGAGCUGCGCAGUCAGCUGAUUGACUCCUGCUACCGCCAGCUGUUGAAGAUGAGGCUGGCUGCUCUCGACUCGGGCAAGGCCGCUACGCUGAUCAAUGUGGAUAUGCAGCAUAUCAUGGAAGGGAGCAAAAUCUUGCACGAUAUUUGGGCCAGUAUGAUCACUGUUGCGGUGGCCGUUUACUUGCUGUACCUGAAGAUCCAGCUGGCCUUCCUUGCGCCGCUUCUUUGCACCCUUGUCAUGAUGGUUUUGGCCGGAAUUUGCAGCGCACCGCUGGGCCCACGACAAGUGGCUUGGCUCAAUGCAACGGAAGACCGAGUCAAAUCUACCAUGUUCAUGAUCACCGGCUUCAAAGAGGUCAAGAUGCUCGGUCUGGCGCCGGAUUACAUGCAGAAUCUUCAAAAGCUGCGCUUUAUUGAGGUCGAACUCGGACGACGAUUCCGCCGGAUUUUGUCCAUCAUCAUCACACUGUCCGCUGCGUCAACCGAACUGUCCAUCCUCGUUGCCUUCGGCGGAUUUGCUAUUAUCAGCAACAUCUACGGCACUCCUCUGACUUUCCAAACCCUCUUCUCGGCGCUAGCUCUCCUCCGUAUCUCCCUGGAUCCCCUCUUCCUCCUCAUUCAGGGCACACCCGCUCUCGUCUCCAUGUUCAAAUGCCUGGGGCGAGUUCAGGACCUCCUCAACGAGGAACGCGUGCUUGAAGUCGACAACGGUCCCUUCGCUAUCUCGGAGACGUCAUCCGCCAGCUCCUUCACACUCAAGCCCGAGGAGAGAGCCACGAUGGACCACUUCCAGUCCUACUUCCCGCAAGACAUGGGCCUCCAAGACAUCAGUCCCCGCUACAGCACCAUGGUUAAUCUGGUCGAGAUUUUGGAUGCCACGUUUUGCUGGAAGGGCAGAGAGGACGCGCCCGCGCUUUAUGUCAUGUCCUUGGCAGUUCAACCGCGCUCGUUUACGGCUGUUAUCGGACCAGUUGGGUCCGGCAAGUCGACACUAUUGAAGGCUAUCCUCGGUGAGAUUGAACAUAUUUCCGGAACGCGUCAGAUGCGUCGUGGCCUCAAGGUGGCAUUCUGUGACCAGGAGCCUUGGCUGCUGGACCAGAGCGUCAAGGAGAAUAUUGUGGGCGCUCUGCCAUUCGAGGAAGAGUGGUAUGCCAGGGUGGUUGAAGCAUGUGCGCUCGGCCAAGACAUCACUGGAUUUGCCGAGGGUGACAACACCGGCGUCGGAAGCGGCGGGUCUGCGUUGAGUGGAGGGCAAAAGAGUCGCGUGGCUCUCGCCCGCGCCGUCUACAGCAGGCCGGAUCUCCUUCUCAUGGACGACAUUUUCAGCGGUCUCGACCGGAAGUCAGCGACGCACAUCUUCUCGGCCGUCUUCUCGGAGAACGGCCUUCUCGCCAAACUGAACUGCGCGGCGGUACUGGUCACACACUCCACGCAAUUCCUCCCCCGUUUCGACACCAUCCUCGUCAUCAACAACGGCAUGAUUGCCCACCGGGGCACCUACGACGAACUGCUCGCCACCGGUGGUCUCGAUGACUCGCUCCUCUCCCGUGUGGCUGCGCCCAAGGCAUCGGCGAGCGCAGGCGAUGCCGUCGAGGUCACUAGCGACGGCAAGAUCAUCCUCAAGGACGCGCCGCUGGAUAAGGAAGAGAACCAGGCGAGCCGUGCCCCCUCGGAGUGGGGUGUUUACAGCUACUUUCUCAAGUCCUGUGGUGUGGCGGGAAUUACGCUGUUCUUCGUUCUUGCGGCUAUUCUAGCUGGCGAGCGAUCGUUUGAAACUGUUUGGCUCAAGAUGUGGGCGGAAGACAAGGAUGCUUCGCUCGCUUACUACAUGGGUGUUUUUACGGCCCUCAUCGUCGGCGGCGUUUCCCUUUUGGGUGGUAUUUGCGUGGCAUCCAUUACCUACGUCGUUUCGGUUGGCUCUCACACCAUCGCCAACAGAGCGUUUGACCGGACCGGAGAGUUCUCUUCUCGCAACACGGAGCUACUGAACUACUCCCAACGAGCACACUACAUGCUGGUCUCAGUCCAGGUGUGGCUGAAGAUGAUUCUGGACUUUGUGGUGAUGCUUUUGGCGAUCUUGGUCACCACGCUGGCUGUGACGUUCCGGUCUUCGCAGUCUUUGGGUUUCCUGGGUUUGGCAUUGGUGAACCUGAUUUCCCUGAGCACCAGCUUUAAGUACCUCAUCACGUUCUGGGCGAACCUCGAGACGUCAAUUGGUGCCGUGGCACGCAUCAGGCGCUUUAACAAGGAUGUCGAGCCCGAGGAGAAGUUCUCGCUACCUCCUCCCCAUCCUGGCUGGCCGGCCCAGGGAGGGAUUGAGCUACAGCACGUCUCCGCGUCGUACAGUCCCCAACUGCCACCGGCGGUUUGCGACAUCAAUCUGUACAUCGCUCCGGGUACCAAAGUGGCUAUCUGCGGCCGCAGUGGAAGCGGUAAAUCCUCCCUUUUGGCGACCCUCCUCCGCUGUCUCGACCUGAACUCCGGCAGCGUGAUCAUCGAUGGCCUAGACGUCAGCCGCAUCUCGCGCGACUCCCUGCGGAAGCGCAUCAUGACGCUCCCGCAAAAGUCGCUCUUCAUCCACGACUCGAUCCGCGCCAACAUGGUCAUGUGGGACGAAGCGAACCCGUCGCACACGCCCGAAGAAACCGACGAGCUGAUCGAGACCCUACUCCGCAAGGUCGGCAUCUGGGAUGCCCUCUUCACCCGCAAGCCCACCGCGUCCACUUCGCCCUCGGCCUCCUGUGACUCCCUCCUCAUCCGCGAGAUCGCCGUCACCGACCCCUCCAACCUGUCCAUCACCCAGAUCUCCGAGACCACCGAGGUCCACCCCGCCUCCGUCCAAAACGAGAAGCAGAAGAAGCAGAAGAAGGCCAAAAAGCCCAAGAAGCUCUCCCCCGAAGAAGAAGCGGCCGCCAAGAAGAAAGCCGACGCCGAUGCCCCCACCACGCUCUCCAGCCCGCUCAACCCGGAAGAGCGGCUCUCCAUCGGCCAGCAGCAGCUCUUCUGCCUGGCGCGGGGCCUGUUCCAACGGGGCGAGUCGCAUAUCGUGCUCAUGGACGAGUUCACGAGCAGCAUGGACCACGAGACGGAGAUGCUGGUGCGGGAGAUUGUGGCGCGCGACCUGAAGGGCAAGACGGUUAUUGAGGUGCUGCAUCGGCUGGAGCAUAUCCUGGAUUUUGAUCUGGUUGUCGUGCUGGAGCAGGGCAGGGUGGUGGAGGCGGGCCAUCCGGAGGAGCUGUUGCAGAAUGAGAGUGGGGUGUUGAAGGAUUUGUAUCAGAGUAUGAGGGGGUAG